This is a messenger RNA of Synchiropus splendidus (mandarinfish), 3514 nucleotides long. RefSeq names its product orofacial cleft 1 candidate 1 (gene ofcc1). Lineage: Eukaryota; Metazoa; Chordata; Actinopteri; Syngnathiformes; Callionymidae. Gene Ontology annotation, cellular component: perinuclear region of cytoplasm. The record is from RefSeq and is a predicted model, not a curated record. The coding region runs from base 1 to 3246 and encodes 1081 amino acids. The transcript has 24 exons.
AUGCACACAUUCAUCAACAAGUUACAGCAGAAGGCUGUGCAGCAACCUAAGCAGAAGAAAUCCAAGUCGGCUGAAUUUCUGAUGGGGGGAGAGGAGGAAUCUGCUGCGGCGACGGAUGGCAGAGGAAGUGCUGAGCCCAGAUCUCCAAUUGGGCUGCAGAGAGGAAUUCAAGGUGACACACCAGAUCGCACUCACGCGGCUCAUCCCAAAAACAUGGAGCUGCAAGCAGCUGCCAAAGGAAGAGGAAAUGAAGGUGCCCAAAAUUACUUUGACCUGCAGUCGGAGGAGCAGACAGACCCAAGGCAUCGCAGGAUGGCGGGGGUCAACACCGAAGAUGAGCUGGAAUUAAAAAUACUAAAUGCAGAUGAAAACACACUGUACGGCAGAAUGGCUGCGAUGCUGGAAGAAGAAGACGCCUUCAUUGACUUGCCUGGUACGCUGGUAGCCUCCAGGGAUGAGAAGGUGUUGGAGGUGAAGGCCGGUAAUCCAGUGUUUCAGAGGCAACUGCUGCUCCAUGGUGGUUUUGGUGCCCCAGGCUUUGGGCUUUCUCAGGGCCAUGCCACUGCCAAAGCCCAAGCUGUGGCUAGCGCUGAGCACGACACUCAGCAUGGACCUCAUGAAGGAAGGACCGUGAUGAGCAGAGACACCACAGUAAAAAUGAAGGCAGCUCAGGAGGUGAUCCCCGACUACGCUCAGCGGCUGAGGGAGAGUGUGCAACCUGACAUGAUCACGCUUGGCAGCCUUUCACUGCAGCAGCAAACAGCUCAGAAGAGACAUCCACAGAGGAGCGCCUGGGUGCAGAGAAAGAAGAAACUAAUGAGCCUCCUGACUAGGAAUGUUACAGAGCCUCAUUCACAAGGAGGCAGCCAUGAGACAGUGAGCAGUGCAUCACCUCGGGGGCCGAACACACACCACCACUGGACCGGUCGCAGCCAGUCACUGCGUGCGGUGGGUGAAGGCCAGGAAGCCUUGACAAAUUCUGGGCAAGGCUCCGAACCUCACGAGUCUUUGGCCUCGCAGGUCGGCUGGCUGGGGUCCGCUUCCCAGCCCGUGGAGGUGUGUGUGUAUUGUCUAAGGGCUUUGAAGGACAAACUUCCCAGGGGUCUCUACGCCGUGAGUGUGGCCCUUCACUCUUGUCUCGGUGGUCCUGCCAUGACCUGGAACCAACAGCAAGACGGACAGGUUACCACCCGGCCGGUGGAGCACAAAGGCCACUUCUAUGACAUCGACCUGCAUGUUAAUCAGAGUUUCGUCUUGAUUUUACCUGGAGCCCGUGAGCUCGUCCCCUCCAUGGUCCUUGUGUUUCAGCUAAUUGAACUACCUGGACAAAACAGUCACACGAGGUCCGUGCAAGCUUGGGGGGCUUUCCCUGCCUGCGACCUGAGCUUCAGAGUGGCACAAGGCAGGUUUAAAGUUCCAUUGUUAAGGGGUGAACCAGACUCACAACUGGACCAGUUUAAAAAAAUUGAGAGUCUCAUCUCCUCUGAUCUCGACCACUGGCUGUGCAACAUGUACUUUCAGGUAAAGCGCCUCCCGCCACGAACAUCUGGGGUGUCAGAGAGUUCCGUCACUCUGCUGAUACCCCCCUCUGUCACGCUUCAACCUGAGGUCCAUCAGAGUCAAACACCAUCACAGCUCAAGCCCUUGUCAGGGUCCCAGCUUCAUCCGCGGCCAAUUCAUUCUCAGCUGGACCCCCAACAUCACGCCGGCCCCAGUUGUAGAGGAGCAGAACUGGGUGUGCAUCAUUAUCACCAGGGGUCCCCCCUCCACCUGUCAGCCGACUCCGCAUGCUCUUCAUCAUCUCUGCCAGGCAGUAACUGGUCCUUUUCCAGCCACGCGGAGGAGAAAGGCGACCCGUGCCGGGAGAAAGCCGAGGGUGGGACUCCCUUCAAGAAGAAGCCAAUCAAGAAGACAAAUAGCCGAGGCCCGAGCACGAGUGGCAGCAGCGCUCACACGAGUAAGCCAGCCAAACACAAGAGGCAGAACCUCUUGGCAGAGGAGAUGGAAGACUUUACAUUCUCCUUACAAUCUUCACAAAGUGGCCCCAGUCCCUCCCGACUGUAUGACCGGGCCCACUUGGCCCUCCGCAUGCUGCCGUUGGAGAUGGGCCUGCCGUUGCCACGGCAACAACAACUGUAUGGUGGCUGGCGGAGCUCUGCUCAACAGCUCGGCCUCAUUAUGCUGCUGCUGGCUUUGAUGUGGUUUGUGAGGCUCUACCUGCAUUACGGCAGCCAGUGGCUCUACCUCCAGGCCAUCGCAGUUCCUGUCAACAAAUUCCAGCUCCACGCACACACAGUGGACCUUGUGUACCAGAGUUCUUUACUGCACACCCGGGAGGAGCUGGCGAUGGUGGUGGUGGGUCCCCUGACCUUGAACGCAGUAAUGUUCCUGCUGGUUCUGAUCAGAUGGGCCUGUCAACAGAUAUUUGGCUCACUCCCUUCCUUCACGUCAAAGUUUAUCAUGGCUCAGGGAGUGUGGACAGUCCUAAACCCCCUGGCGGUCUUUGCUGUGGACGCCAUCCUCGGGCAUCUCCACUACAAUCCAGAGAGACCAGUGGCGGACGCAGCAAAACUAUUUUGGCACUUUUACAGAGUUGAUCGAUCUGGUCGUGCUGGAAUAAUCAUCACUCUGUUCCUAUACACCGUCAUUUUUCUGCUGUCCAUCACCAUCUUUUUCAUAUACAUGCUCAGAUUCCACAACGAUGGUCGCAUGCUGGACGUCUUUCAGAGAAUCACAGCAAGAGAGGGAAAGUACUUUCUACCACAAGAUUUGGAGCUGUCCAAUCGGGAGCUGAGCUACAUUGUGAAGAAGGCGGAGCAGUGGAGGGGUUACAACGGGGAGAGACGUAAGGUGGCAGUCAACGACUACAUCUGGACGUCUGAUGACCCGGUGGUGGUUUCAGCAACCCCCCACGAUGACCCACUUAGAGAGGGUUCUCCACAGACGGUGGGCGAGACCAGCACCCGUGUGGCCGUCUACACGCUGUAUCUUAGUGGGCUCAAACAAAAAUACAGACUCUUCCUGCGACAUCCAGAUGGGACAAUCGUUGAGGUGUUUGAUGAACUCGAAGGACCUGCUACUGCGACCGGAGUGAUACAGACUCAGGACCAGGGUUCAAGUGCUGGCAAGAAGGACAAGGGUCACAACCGCCUGUGGAAACGAAAGAUUUUUGGACGGCCGGGUCGUGUGGAGCCGGUAGGAGGAAGUGGGUGUGGCUCCAGUUUCCCCAAAGACCUCAACCAAUGAAAUAUACACUUUUCCGCAUAUUUUUUUGGACAGGCAGAACAGUGAAAAGUGGUUUGUGCUGGAGCAAGACGGUACAAUUCCAACUUGGAGUGUACUCUUGGAGUGAAGGUGGCUCCUGUACCCAAGCUUGUGCGGCACUCUGGUUUCCUCCCACAGUCCAAACACAUAGAGAGUUGACACCAAAAUGCCCAAAGGUGUACGGGUGUGUGUGUGUGAAUGCAAUGUUAAUGUAAGCAAAUACAGUACCAACACAACGUUAAAAAAAAGA